Lytechinus variegatus (green sea urchin) is the source of this 3402-nucleotide messenger RNA. RefSeq names its product conserved oligomeric Golgi complex subunit 3-like. NCBI's taxonomy places the organism in Eukaryota, Metazoa, Echinodermata, Echinoidea, Temnopleuroida, Toxopneustidae. Gene Ontology annotation, biological process: intracellular protein transport; Golgi organization; intra-Golgi vesicle-mediated transport. The transcript has 22 exons. The record is from RefSeq and is a predicted model, not a curated record. Gene Ontology annotation, cellular component: membrane; COG complex; cis-Golgi network. Bases 49 to 2571 code for a protein of 840 amino acids.
GCACCCAAUUCGCGUUCCAUACAAAAACUGCCAACGUACACCGGCAAAAUGGCUGACCAGCAAAGAAUUAAAGUUUUGCGUGAUAAAAUAAGCACUUGGGACCAAAGGACAUCUCCAAUGGCACCACUGACGGAAAGACAAAAAGACAGUUAUAUGGAUUUGACGACACAUGCAUCAAAUAAACCAUUGCCUAUUGAGCUACCUUUGGAGGAAGCAGGCAGUUUUUCUCAGCAGCUGUCGCUAGUCUCUACUCCAAACCUCUCCCACAGUGGAGACUCUUUAGCUGAGGGCUUCGCUUCACUCGGGAUGAAGGAUGAAAAAAUUGAAAAUGCCCAACAGUUCUUUGAUUGGUUCAAUAAAGUUGAGAGUCAGAUGGAGCAGGAGGAAGAACUGUGUUACAGGUCGUACUGUGAUCAGCUGAGUCAGUACAAAGAACAGUGUGAUCUUGUGAUGGAAGAGGUUUCUACGGCCUUAGACCAGCUCAGAGAUCUCAAGCAGCAAUACGUUCUGGUCGCUACGAAAACCAACGCUCUUCAUGAAGCGUGUGAACAAUCAAUGGCAGACCAGACAAUGUUAGUGAAUAAGGCUGAAGCCAUCAGCUGUAAGCUUGCGUACUUCAAUGAACUGGAAAGGAUCAAUCAGAAACUGAGCUCGCCAACGUUUGCUGUCACCAACGAAUCAUUUGUGCCACUCCUAUCCAAGUUGGAUGAAUGUAUUGCUUACAUCAUUGGAAAUCCCCAGUACAAAGAGUCCGAGCUGUUCCAGGCCAGGUUUAAGCAGUGUUUGAGUAAAGCAUUGACACUCAUUAAAGCUGCAGUCUUCACCAUUCUCAAUGGAGCUACACAACAAGUUGUUCCCAAGGAUGUGACAAGUACAUCUGAGAAUGCGUUCACACUUUUCUAUGGAAAGUUCAGAAGUAAUGCUCCAAAGAUCAAAGCGUUGAUGGAGCAGGUUGAACAGAGACUAGACAAGACGCCAGAGUACACGACCCUUCUUGAUGACUGCUUACAGUGUUACUUCAGUAAGAGACAGCAGCUUCUCAUGCCCAGCAUACAGAUGGCUGUGUCGGAGCUUGCUACCAAACAUGCAAGGGACCACUGCUCUCUGGUGCGGAGUGGAUGUGCCUUCAUGGUACAUGUCUGCGAGGAUGAGUAUCAACUAUUCUUCCAUUUCUUCUCAAAGUCAACAGAAAAACUGGAUGCAAUGUUGGAACAGCUCUGUAUCAGUCUGUAUGACGUUCUUCGUCCUCUGAUCAUCCACAUCAAUCACCUUGAAACCCUGGCUGAGCUCUGCAGUAUCCUCAAAACAGAAAUGCUACUGGAUCAUGUCCAAGCCAAUCCGAGUGAGCUCGGUGCCUUUGCAGUGGUUGCCAACCAGAUGCUGGAGGACGUCCAGGAACGGUUGGUCUACAGAUCAAGCGUCUACAUCAAGUCGGAUAUACUCAACUACAACCCGGCUUCCGGAGACUUGGCCUACCCUGAGAAACUGGAAAUGAUGGAGAGCAUUGCAGAGAGUCUGCGAGAGCAAAGGCUCAACCAUUCACGGCGGAACUCUGGGGAUUCGAUCGGAUCGGCGACAAGUAAUGAGGUCGCGACACUCAACCAAUCAGGAUCGGCCUUUAUGAGCGGUCAGACCACACCCCCUGAGGGUAUGGGACCUGCCGUCAUGGCACCCAUUGGUUCAGGUGCCGGUACAGCUACCAUCCACGUCAAUGCUUCCCUGUCUCCCGCUGAUCUACAUGGGAUGUGGUAUCCUACGGUCAGACGUUCGUUAGUCUGUCUCUCCAAACUCUACAGGUGUAUAGAUAAAUCCAUCUUCCAAGGUUUAUCACAAGAGAUUCUCCAGUCCUGUAUUCAUUCCCUUAACGUGGCAUGUCAAGGCAUCACCAAGAGAAAGACCCAGCUAGAUGGGCAGCUCUUCCUAAUCAAGCAUCUCCUGAUUCUCAGAGAACAGAUCGCACCAUUCCAGGUGGAAUUCUCCAUCAAAGAGACCGGUCUGGAUUUCAGUACAAUGAAAGUUGCUGCGUUCGGCCUGUUUAAGAAGCCAAGAGGUCUGUUUGUACUUAGUAGCAACAAUUCAUUCCUGGAAUUCCUUUUUGAGGGUGCGCCUCAAGUUACGGAACACUAUGUAGAUUCCAAGAAAGACGUAGACAACCAACUGAAAUGUACGUGCGAGGUUUACAUCAAACAUGUAGUAGACCUUCUAGCCUCUGAGCUUGUGGCGUUCAAGAAAAAGGCUCAAGUAAUCAUUGAUCUGAAUGAAGAGGAGAGUGGGACUAAGGUGUCAUUACGUACUCAACCAUUUGCUAGUCCAGAACGUGUACAUGAGGUUGUAGGGGCGUCAUACAAGCAGAUUAAAACACAGCUACCAAAGGUCUUUCAUAGUAUGUCUCUGUAUUUAGCUAAUAAAGAUACAGAGUAUAUUCUAUUCAGACCUAUCAAAGCUGGUGUCCAGCUUGCCUACCAACAGGUUGAGGAGCUGGUGCAAAGUAACUACUCAGAAGAAGACCAACAGAUCAUAGCAUGCCCAUCUAAAGAACAGGUUAAUCUGCUUCUGGCUGCAUCUCCUUGAAGCAUGAAAGGGAUAGUCUGCAGACACAGACCAUAGCUGAUGGAAAUCUUUGAUCUACAAGUGGGUCUUCACACAAAGACUAGCACACAGGGCCUUCUAGUACGCAAGUCAUUGUAGUAGGUUGUGCUUUCAGACCCUGUGACUAGAGAAAAGGGUUUGCAAAGCAGACUGAGAAAAGGAUUGGGGGCCAUUACAAUGACUUUCACCUGUAUUGAUCGUUGCUUCUCCUCAGUCCUUACUUCACCAGGGGAAGCAUUUCAAGAAGGGCUUUUCAGUUGCUUUCUUUAUCAGGGCAUGGUUUCAUCAAUAUUUUUGUCUGAUCUGAGAACAUUCCUUGAUUUUGAUUGGCCAAGAGGGUCUGUUACCAUGGUAUCAGUCGGAUAAACCAGGACUUGACGGAUAAAACGUUGUUGGAUAAAACAUCUGACCGGUCCAUUCAUGAACUGCUGCAGAGUCGAUCAAAAAUCAAACAGAGUUGUUAGAUAUGACACAUCAACGAAAUUCUCUUCUGUUGUCUACAUUACCCAAGACAAUCAAAACAUCUAUGUGUAGUUAUGAAAAAAGUUGUCUGCAUUUAUAUUCCUUGUUUUAUUCACAAUAUUCUUUUGUCAAUAGAGUCAUUCCAUAAACCUGUUCGUGAAUUACGAACUCAAUGACAGGGGGUCCUCUCUUGUGCUAAAAUGGGAUACUCUAAAUAUGGGAGUUUAUUUUCCACGACCCUUAUCCAACCCUUAAAAAAAGUGGAAUUUGCCAAUUAGAUGCUUGUUAGAAAUAAGUUAUUAAAGGACAAGUCCACCCCCAAAAAAACUUGAUUUGAAUAAAGAGAGAAAA